Cladocopium goreaui is the source of this 3633-nucleotide messenger RNA. The record is from the annotation of a GenBank genome assembly. Lineage: Eukaryota; Dinophyceae; Suessiales; Symbiodiniaceae.
AUGCUUUCCGCACGUGACGAAAAAAAGCCAUACCGAGACCAGCUGGCAAGGUUGGGCGAUGAUCGGUUGCCACUGAGAGAGGUGCCUGGAAACAAGUUUCCAGCGGUCCGGCCGCAAUCGCAAGCAUCCAGCAGACAGGUUCCCAAAAGUGGAGAUGACUGGGCUUCAUGGCCCUUCCGAGAUGAGCGACAAGCAGACAGACCGUCUCCUUUGGGAAGUUGCGAGUCCGGAGGACCUCGCGCCAUGUCGGAGGGACAGGCAGAGAAUUCGCCCCAAAGUGAGAGCGAAUGUGAUCGUUUGAGAUCGCACUGUGAGGAGUUGCUACGGCUAAACGCCACAUUGAGACAACAGCAGUUGGAUGUGACUGUCGGGACGUAUUCCGUGAAGUUUGACAAUCUUCUCCGUGAAUUUUCGCAGCUGCGUGGUUUCCAGCAGACCUUGAGAACGGUGCUGGAGAUGGUCUCCCAAAACCGAAAGGACUUCAAAGAAGUGCUUCAAGCAGCAGCUCGGCCUUUUUUCGUCGGUUCAGCAGUCGUUACAUGGCUUGGCUUUGCCAUGACCUUCAUUGCACGGCCCUUUGGAGGUGUUGUGCUGGGCAUGGUCGGCGACCUCUUUGGACGGAAGGUCUCUACCUUUCUUUCGAUCUUUGGAAUGCUUGGUGGUACAGUACUUCAAGGCUUACUUCCCACGUUCCAGCAUGGGCCGGUUGCUGGCACCAUUGGCGUGUCUUUCCUGGUCUUCUUGCGCUUGCUUCAAGGGAUUUCUGCAGGUGGAGAAAUUGCAUCAGUAACCACCUACAUCACGGAGGUGUGCCAUCCUCGUGUCUUAGCCAGGACACUGGUUUUGAUGCCUAUCACUUCAAAUGUGGGCUAUUUCCUGGCUCAGCUCGUGAGCUUUGGUGCUGAAGAGUUCUUUGGAGAAGAUUCCAUGCACUCCUGGGGUUGGCGCGUUCCCUUCCUCUUAGCCGUUUUCCCAGGUGCGUUGGCCGCGCUGGGGCGUCGUAGCAUUCCCGAGUCUGAGCUGUUCCUGGAAGCCAAGGUGCAGUCGAGUAGCUCAGCUGUUUCAAAGACACGGCAACUGUUGGCUUCCUACUGGCCUCAAAUCAUUGUUGGAUUUGGAGCCGUAGCUGCUGUGUCCGUGGUGCUCUAUGGUGGCAUGACUUGGGGAUUGGUGUCAAUGAAGAAGAAGGGCCUGUCAAGUAGUUUCCGCAUCCUGGCAGGUUGUGGUGCCAAUUCCCUGGUGAUUCUCAUGGCGCCCUUGGUGGGUUGGGUCACAGACAUGCGAGGAGCCGCGUGGGUUCAGACCUUUGCUGGCCUUUGCAUGGCAGUAGUGGGGAUGCCACUAAUGAUGAUGAUUGAGUGGUCAGUGGUGUAUAGCCCCUGGUCAGCUGUUGCGCUCUAUUCACUGGGCUACAGCCUGUUUGGUGCAUUUCUCAUGAUGCACGUCCUACAGGUGGUGGAAUUAUUUCCAGUGGAGGUGCGCAAUGCGGGGGUAGGUCUCAGCUACAACAUUGGCGUUUGUAUCUUCGGCGGCUUUGCGCCGAUGGUCUUCGAGGCUGUUUCUUUCACUUCCUGGUUGCCUGGUUUGUUGCUUGCACUGAGCGGCCUGGUCACCGCGCUGACAACGUUGGUGAGCCUUAGAUUUCAAAGCAUGGGCAAGAUCCAGCUCACACACUUGAGGCAUGUGUCGCCGGUGUCGGAGAUGUCGCAGCUCAUGGCAUCGGCGCUGUCAGAGGUGAAGCUGCAGCUCCAAGACGACCUGCGACAGCUGGUGCAGGAGGAAAUGGCCUCUUUGAGGGAACAGCUCACCCGGAUCCAUGAAAACUCCACCCGGAUGGUGGGGCUCACCCUGGCCAACAGGAAAGACUUCGAGGAGCAUCGCUUUGCGCUAAGUAGCGGCAAGGUGGAUGAGACCUUAGAACUCUCGCGCGAAAACAGAGAGAAGUCGAUUGACAAGAAUGCGGAGACGAUCCUGUCGAAUAAGCGUGGCCCAUCUGAAUGUGGCACAGUCAUGGACAGUCAUGGAGAGUCCAAGCCUAGUCCUCUGGAGAAGGCCCAAGCAGAAGCCUUGACAGCGCUGGAAAAGGUUCAGGCCCUUCAAAAUGAGCUCCGGACGCAGGAGCACACACUGGCGGAAAAGGCCAGAAUCGAGCGAGAGAUUUUUGAAAGCCAAAGGCAUCAGGAUGCCAUGGAGGAAGAGAUGAAUCGUCUUCAAGACGAGUUGCAGGAAGGUCGGAAGGAGGAGAUGGACGACUUGAGUACCAAGAUUGAGGCGAUGCUCCAAGCAGUCGACACACUUCUCAGCAGAAUUGAUAAACCACAGGAAGAUCUUGCACAUCAACUGCGAGCCGUUACAGAGAUCACACGCAGAGGAAACUUGGAGAUCAAUCUCAACAAUGGUGAUGUGAAGCUGAAGCGAAGCAUCGUCUUCAAGAAACGCAAUCCUGGAGAUCAGCCCGAUGCACAGUUUGACAACGACAAAGAUGCCCAGGAGAUCUUGAAGGAUAUCGCAGAUCUCUGGCACAUGUUCUCAGUCCCUGUGGUGGUGGAGGGCCACACCAAGGAUAUUGGUGGCGGCAGUGACAAGUUCUGGAAAGAGGUGGCCAACAACCGAGCGUUGCUCUGCGCUUCUGUCUUGGAGGCGAUGGGUGUGGAUCGUGGACAAGUGGUAGCCAUUGGAAAGCCGGGCAAGUCAGGCAUCAACAAAGCUGCCUUGGUAGUUCACUUCGACAUUUUCCCUGAUCCGAUGUGUCUGAUUGAAUGCCUGAGGCUGGGCAUGGUUGGAACUGCGGAGAUAUCCGGCCGGGAAAGGAACGUGGUCCACUCCGUUGUGGGACCAGUGGUAGCCCGCUUGAUCGCCAUGGCUGUGCCACCAGGAGGAGCGCUCUUUGAACUAAUGAGUGGUGAUGAGUGCAUUCAGACCUUGCCAACGUUGACAGAUGUCGACAAGCCUCCGAGCCUCUCCAUGCUCGAUGAUUCCAAAUGGCGCAGUUGGCACGCAGAGUUGUCCGAGGUUGUUGCACAGUAUUGGAAUAUGGCGAUUCCCAUCGCUGUCCCCAUCUUCGGCUUCUUGGUAGUUGUUGCCGUGGCUGUUCUGCAAUUUGCAGAAGUAGUGACGCCUCCGAUUUGGUUGUUGCUUGCGCUCAUUGUCCCGUUCGUUCUGAUUUCCUUUCUCCUCCACUGCAUCAUCGUUGGCAAAAACGAAGAACUCGACAAGCAGAUCCGCGAGUUGUGCGCAAAGCUUUCAUCUUCAACUGAAGGAGCUGUGAAGGUGGAGUAUCGCACCAGAUGGACCGGUCUCUGCAAGCCCAAGCGCGCGCGCACGGAGCGUGACAUCGCCUUCGUCCCUUUGACGGCCGUCAGCGUCCCGGGUGCCGUAAGCGCUGUGAGCGUCCCGAACACCGUGAUGCUGACGGUGACGGUACCGCAGCUGGAGCCUGGGGUCAAUCAGAUCCAAAUUCAGACGCCCAGUGGUACCCAGAUCGUCGGCAUCCCUCCGGGACUCAGCCCGGGUCAGACUUUUACCGUCCAGCAGCAUGCUAUCCCGGCUAUCCCGGCUAUGCCAGUUGUCCAAGCGCAAGUUGUUGAAGCCAAAGUCGUCCAAGCUGACGCGCAAGUUUCCAACCAAGUCUAG